Molecule: messenger RNA, 942 nt
Organism: Trypanosoma cruzi
Lineage: Eukaryota; Euglenozoa; Kinetoplastea; Trypanosomatida; Trypanosomatidae
Exons: 1
Coding region: 1-942 (313 amino acids)
Source: RefSeq, a predicted model, not a curated record
AUGAGUGAAUAUCGCCAAAUGCUCCGUGAAGUGGGUGUUUUCGUCAAACACUGCGCGUCGGAUCGGUAUUCCAGUGGUUGCUGUUGGUAUAUUAUCCAUGAAAUGUCAGCAAAAAGCCCUGUGGACAGUUGCCCCAUCACUGAUCCCGCACUGAAUCUGAGGGAUGCUGACGCUGUUAUUUGGGGGGGAGAAUAUUUGUCUGCGAGGCCCGGGGAUGAGCCCUCUUUGUGGUUUCUGGACAGGCUUCCCACCAACACAACCGAUGCGAGGGACACGGAGGCGACACAUCUCGGUGCUGCCAUGCAUGCGGCAUUGGGGCGCCUCGGCCUGCAAGUGCGUCUGAGAGUGACUGAAAAGGGCGGCGUUUUUUGGGUCCCAUGCACGGACGGGGCGACGAUUACGUGGGCACUCGACCGUACGAUGAGGGAAACGUCAUUUGUCCUGACCACGCGGAGGUGUGCACGAUAUCCGCCACUGGCGGCAGCCUUCCUGCAGUGGUUCCGUGGGACGGCGGGGAGAGGGUGUGGAGCAGGACGGUUUCACCGGCAUCUACCGAACAAGUUUUGUCAGGGGCAUCCGUCCCCGUUGCGGAGAGCAUUGAUCCCGGCCGCGGCACCCCACCGAAGGAUGUCGACUUGGCUGCACCCCAGGAGCAUCAGUCGCGAGAGGAGAAGGAAGUCCAUCCGGGAUGCCCCGACAGGCAACGGGGUGAUCUCGCCCAACGACACCGCGGGUGCGCCGCAGGAGGCGGAGAAGAAGAGCGAUCUUCCGGACAACGACGAUGUGGCCGCCGAUGGUGUGACGUCUGUUGUGGGACAAUCAUUAGGAGAUAAGGCCGUCAGCGAAAAGGCCGGUGGCAGUGCCGCAGCCACGGGACCCAAGGGCCCUGAUGCCGCUGAUGAUGCGCAAGGGCGCCGUGGAUCCUCCGCCGAGGGAGGAUGA